Molecule: messenger RNA, 2321 nt
Organism: Callorhinchus milii (elephant shark)
Lineage: Eukaryota; Metazoa; Chordata; Chondrichthyes; Chimaeriformes; Callorhinchidae
Product: NXPE family member 3
Exons: 6
Coding region: 79-1794 (571 amino acids)
Source: RefSeq, a predicted model, not a curated record
AGAAGCUGGAAGAAAAGCUAGGAAACAGGGAGUGCUGACCAGUGAGGUUACGAUACUGACGGUUUCCGAACUCCCAGUAUGAAUGAACAAGUCCCAAAAACAUCUCGUCUCUUCUCUGCAUCCCAGAUUAUUUUUGUGCUAAUGGUGAUUUUAUCAGUGGUGAUCCUGAGUCUGAACGUUCAUCAUAUAGAGAGUAACAAUCGCUCAAGCUCUGAAUCAGUGCCAAUGUGGAAUUUCCCAAUUCCAAAGCAGAGAGUGAUGAAGAAGGUUCCUGCAACCCUCAAAACGUUGAUCUGUCACUACCAGAAUCAGAGCUCCAUAUCUGAAGAUCGAUCUGAAGAAAUGUUCCUGUUGAAAAUGAUUGAAUGGACAAACUCACCUGGAGCUCGCACACCCUUUAUGAACAGCACUGACCCAAAACACUCUCACUUUCUUAUUUUAAACUCUCAGAACACUUUCCACAUUGGGGAUCAGUUACAGGUGAUGGUCCACAUGUAUGAUUUUUCAGGACACCUGAAGCAAUACGGAGGUGACUAUCUCCAGGCCCGGAUCCACACCCCAGAGCUCAAAGCGGGUUCAGUGGGAACAGUCGUCGAUUACCAAAAUGGAUCGUACAAGAUCAAUUUUACUUUAUUCUGGUCGGGGAACGUUGAGGUGUCCGUUAUCUUGGUUCAUCCCAGUGAAGGGAUUCAAGUGCUCAAAAGGAUACGUAAGGAACGACCAGACAAAGUGUACUUUCGUAGCAAGUUCAGAUCAGGAACUGUUGUGGAGAGCACCAUAUGCAGUAUUUGUUUGCCUGAAACAGCACCAAUUUGUAAUUAUACCGACGUCAGAACUGGGGAACCCUGGUUCUGUUACAAACCGAAGCACCUCUCGUGCACUGCUCGUGUCGACCAUUCUGUGGGACCUUAUCAGAAUAAGCUCCUAAAUAAAGAAGAGAGUCUCUAUUUUAAAAGCAAAGUCAAUCUUCAGGUUUCCAUAUUACCCAGAGGUCCAGGAAAUGUAACAGUAGUAAAAUCGUCGCGUGUAGUUUCAGGUCCUGGAGAGUGUGUGUUUGGCAAGUCUCUGAUGUCACCAUCUGGCUUUUACUAUAAUGGCCUGUGGAGGUCAACAAGUUGCAAUAUUCACCGUUUCAACACUUCUGCAAGCAUUACAAACUGUCUACAUGGAAAAGUGAUUUACAUUUACGGAGAUUCAACCAUACGUCAGUGGUUUGAAUAUUUGAGCGCGAUCUUGACAGACCUUAAAAAGUUUGAUCUUGGGAAACAGAUUAAAAAUGGCCCACAUCUUUCGGUGGAUUUGAAAAACAACAUCUUGUUGAAUUUUCGUUUGCACGGUCCACCAAUCCGAACAUCCCCUCUUGCAACCCAAGACAUGCACUACAUUGCAAAUGAGCUGGAUGAAAUUAAAGGAGGAAAGAACAUAAUUAUAGCAUUCACAAUAUGGGCGCAUUUUGGCACUUUUCCAUUGGAAGUUUACAUCCGAAGAAUACAGAAUAUUCGAAGAGCAAUUGUACGAUUACUGGACAGGAGUCCGGAUACGCAAAUUAUAAUAAAGACUGCCAAUGUUCAGGGUCUUUCAUUUAAGAGCAGCCUCUUCAAUGAUGACUGGAAUUGCUUUCAGCUUGAUUUAGUUUUGAGAAAAAUGUUUGAGGGCAUCAAUGUGGCAUUUGUGGAUGCAUGGGAGAUGACUUUAGCGCAUUACCUGCCACAUCUGUUACACCCAAAACAAAUUAUUAUAAAGAAUGAAGUAGAUGUGUUUCUUUCAUAUACGUGCCCGUUGAAAAAUAAAUAAUAGAGAUAAAUUCUGCCCUUCUUUUAAGGAUCAAAGAUAGAAAUGUAUGACAAUAGGAGACUAUUCAGCCAAUCUUUUCAUGUUGGUAUUUCCAAGAAGCCCAAGCACAAUUUCCUAUUCUUUCCCCAUACCCUCUAAUACCCCUUCUCUGCAACCUGCUUGUUGAAUUCACUGUAUGUCCCACCUGCUGGCUUCACAGAUGGAUCAGCCGCCACCUCGAAAAAUCACAGAGUGAGUUACAAAUUAUGUCCUCCGUCUCUCUGAGAUGAGCACUGCCUCUGUAUGCUUUUCCUCCUGCUCCUCAACGCUGCUUUUGAUGUAAUCAAUCAUGCCAUCCUCCUCAAUCGCCUCUCCUCCCUCAUCCACCUCAGUGGGAACUGCACUCUCCUGGUUUGUGACUUACUUGAGCCACAACCAUCUUUAUGUCCCUACAAAUGAUUUCUCCUCUUGUCCCCACCUAGUCUCCAGGAGUCCACUGAUUUUGUGAUUGAUUUACUGUAUUACUUUAUUAAAACUAGUUUGAUUUA